CAUCCUUGCGUUUCUUCUUUCGCUGCGGCUUUCGUGGUUCGUUUUCGAUGGCUCGAGCGCUUUUGAGAUGGCCUCCCUUCUUCCCUUCUCUCAACCUCAAACCUUCCUCCUCCCCUCACUUUUUCCUCCAACUCCCGCAUACCUUUCUGCCCCGUACUGCUCCCACUUUGUCCUUCUUCUCUUCCUCCUCCUCGCCUGCCGCCGCCGCCAACUAUCUCGAUCUCUCCGAUGACGAUCUCAUGGCGCAGUGCGACGUGGGCACCUUCAAAUCAUCAGGGCCCGGAGGUCAACAUCGGAACAAGCGUGAGUCUGCCGUUCGCAUCUGCCACCGCCCAACUGGCGUCAUCGCCCAGGCUGCAGAGGAGCGAUCUCAGCACAAGAAUCGAGCAAUGGCGCUUACUCGGCUGCGUACUAAGUUAGCUCUCAAAGUCAGGAACGCAAUAGACUUGGAAGGAUAUACACCUUCUUAUGAGCUUCUUAAGAUCCUGCCUGCAAAGUCAGCUAUUAGGGGAAAAGAUGUUGGCCCCCAGAUUGGUCCAAACAAUCCUAAGUUUGCUCUUGGAAUGCAAGCUCUGUUAGAUCUAAUAUAUGCUGUAGAAGGCUCUGUUUCAGAAACAGCAAAAGUACUGGGGCUGAGCACUGGUGCUUUGUCAAGGUUGUUGCUGUCAGAUGAUUCCCUUAGAAUUGCAGUGAAUGAAUUAAGAACAGCCAAGGGUCUGAAGCCUCUCAAGUAACCAAUUCUAUAGUGGCGUUGGCGAUUAACGCAUCAGCAAGUUUUAUAUUACCCUUAUCUUGUUUACGCACCUCUAGUAAUUUUCAUCUUAUCCCUCAUCAAAAAUCCUUUUCCCAUGUUCUUCCCUUUCGUUCGGAAACAAGUCUGUUAACACAAACAAGCUGCCAUCUUUGUUAUCAACUAGGUGUAGGAGGCAUGAACAACAUCUAAAAUAAGAAGAGUUGAAUGCUCUACUUCUUUGGAUGCU
Zingiber officinale is the source of this 980-nucleotide messenger RNA. RefSeq names its product peptide chain release factor 1-like. Gene Ontology annotation, molecular function: translation release factor activity. Gene Ontology annotation, biological process: translational termination. The coding region runs from base 48 to 734 and encodes 228 amino acids. The record is from RefSeq and is a predicted model, not a curated record. Gene Ontology annotation, cellular component: chloroplast. The transcript has 6 exons. Lineage: Eukaryota; Viridiplantae; Streptophyta; Magnoliopsida; Zingiberales; Zingiberaceae.